AUGUACGGUCGUGCCACGACGCUCUACCCCCAUACUCUCGAAAUGCUCGACCAGCUUGACCUCUUGGAAGAACUGAACCAGAUCGGUUAUAUCGGGCGAACCAGCGUUACUUACAAGGAUGGUAAACGGGUCACGUCGCGAGGAUGGCACGUCAUGUUUGAGCGAAUGAACGGGACGUUUCUUGACUAUUGUUUGAAUAUUCAGCAGAAGUACUCAGAGGAGGUCAUUCAGGGGGCGUAUAAGCAGUUGGGUGGCGUGCCGUAUGUGGAGUGGAAGUUGGAGGAGUAUGCAGUUGAUCAGGACAGUGCGAGUGGCAUCAUCAACAAAGCACCCUCUUCCGGAAUGAUCUCGGCCGGGUGGAGGGGCCCGGAUGCUUUGGUUUACGCGCCUGGUUCUCGUCUACCGACUCGUCUUUUCCAUAGGACAAAGAACUGCGGCCAAUGGUCAAUCAUCGUCUUUGCGGGACAGCCUAUAGUGACGCACAACGUACUCGCGCCUGCAGUGGAGCGGCUGCAGGAAAUCGCGAAGACCCUCCCCGCCAACAUGAACCGGUUCCUGACCUUGGUGGCUCAGAGCGCAGCAGAGGGUGACCUGAUGUUCAAGCUUCCCAAGAUAGGGAAUGUCUACUAUGACCAGGAUCGUGCCGCUCACUCGGCGUAUAGUAGUAUCUCAACUAUGAAUGGAGCGGUCGUGGUUCUUAGACCAGACGGUAUCUUGGGGCAUGCGGCACCGUUGAGUGAUCUGGAUGGUGUCGCAUCUUUCCCGAAAGGAUUCACACAGAUUGAUGCAUAG
Aspergillus affinis is the source of this 792-nucleotide messenger RNA. Its product is annotated as pentachlorophenol 4-monooxygenase. The record is from RefSeq and is a predicted model, not a curated record. The transcript has 2 exons. NCBI's taxonomy places the organism in Eukaryota, Fungi, Ascomycota, Eurotiomycetes, Eurotiales, Aspergillaceae. The coding region runs from base 1 to 792 and encodes 263 amino acids.